CUGGUCAUUUCUCGUCGACAUUUCCUCUAUCUGGAAAAAGCCACAGUGAAAGAUUUUUUUAUACCAUUGAUCAAAUGGCUGGCGUGUGGUUGCUCCUGAGUCUCUUUGCCUUUGGUUCAGCUGAAGCUGGGAAACUGUUGGUUAUUCCAUCAGAUGGCAGUCACUGGUUAGGGAUGAAGCCUAUUGUAGAGGAGCUGGGGAGGAGAGGAAACCAGGUGGUGGUCGUUGUUCCAGAGGCAAGUCUGAGUAUGGGUCCUUCAGAGUAUACCACCACUCUGACAUAUCCAGUGAACUACACCAAGGCUGAAUUAGAAGCGAACUUAGCAGAUCAGUUAAACACAAUUCUGAGCAUUGAUAUCUCUACAGACCUGGCUAAGUUUCAGUCAUUCAUCAUCUCACUGGAUAUUCUGCAAACAUUUAUACUGAGGAACGCAGAGGGUCUGCUCUUCAACAAGGAUUUGAUGAAAAAACUGCAAGAUUACAACUUUGAUGCAAUUCUCACAGAUCCAUUUGAGCCCAUCGGAGCAAUAGCUGGUGAAUAUCUCUCAAUUCCAGCUAUUUAUAUGCAAAUAAACCUUCCUUGUGGUGUCGAUACUCUUGCCAGUCAAUGUCCCGUUCCAGCUUCUUAUGCUCCACAACCUUUUACUCACUUUACUGACCACAUGAAUCUUUGGCAAAGAAGUGUGAACCUGGUCAGGGCUCUGCUGAAGCCCAUGGCUUGCAGACGUUUGUUUACUCUUGCUGAUGAGAUCGCCUCACGGGUACUGCAGAGAAAAACAUCGAUAGUGGAGAUCAUGAGUCGUGCAGCUCUCUGGUUUAUGCGUUUCGACUUUGCCUUUGAAUUUCCACGGCCGCUGAUGCCUAACAUGGUCAUGAUUGGAGGAAUGGCAACCAAGAAGCCAAAAUCAUUGUCACAAGAGCUGGAAGAGUUUGUAAAUGGUUCUGGAGAGCAUGGGUUUGUGGUCUUCACUCUGGGCUCCUUGGUGCCACAGUUACCCGAGGCCAAAGCCAGAGAAAUUUUUGAGGCAUUUAGGCAGAUACCUCAGAGGGUGCUAUGGAGGUACACUGGACCAGUCCCUGAAAAUGCUCCAAAGAAUGUCAAACUGAUGAAGUGGCUUCCACAAAAUGAUAUCUUGGGCCAUCCUAAGGUUAAGGCUUUUAUUACACAUGGUGGAUCACAUGGAAUCUAUGAAGGAAUCUGUAAUGGGGUGCCAAUGGUGAUGCUUCCUCUGUUUGGAGACCAAGGGGAUAACGUUCAGCGCUUAGUGUCUCGAGGAGUUGCAGAAACCCUGAGUAUCUAUGAUCUGACCUCAGAAAAACUACUGGUUGCAUUGAGAAAGGUCAUCAAUGACAAAAGCUACAAGGAGAAGAUGACAGAGCUUUCAGCUAUUCACAGAGACCGUCCCAUUGAGCCUCUGGACCUGGCUGUGUUCUGGACUGAGUUUGUUAUGAGACAUAAAGGGGCAGCGCAUCUCAGACCUGCAGCCCACGAGCUGAACUGGAUUCAGUAUCAUUCUCUGGAUGUCAUUGGCUUUCUCAUUCUCAUUCUAGUGACUGUUAUUUUUGUGACUGUCAAAAGCUGCAUGUUCUGUUUCAGGAAGUGCUUCAAGAAAACUCAGAAAAAGAAGAAGGAAUAGAUGCAUUAAGUCAAUGUUUGUCCAUUUUUGUGGGGUGAUCAUGUAUAGACUUGAUUAAUGUUUGGAGUGAACUCGGUCCUCAUUUUCUUUCCUUGCAUCCUAAGGGGAGGGGGGGGGAUGUAGAGGUCAGACACAAGGAAAGGAAGCAAGAAAAGGAAACGAGGAUGCACAAUAAGUUUUGUGUACUAAAUUUAAAAAAUAAAAAAACUAAAUUUUCCAUAAUAAAUUUCUCCAACACAUUUCUGGUAUUGUCUGACCCAUCCAGAUUACUUCAGUUUCUGUUUUUUGGACAAUUUUUCACUCCAAUAAAAUUAUUUAGCU
This is a messenger RNA of Sinocyclocheilus rhinocerous, 1958 nucleotides long. Its product is annotated as UDP-glucuronosyltransferase 1-5-like. Gene Ontology annotation, molecular function: UDP-glycosyltransferase activity. The record is from RefSeq and is a predicted model, not a curated record. The transcript is spliced from 5 exons. Lineage: Eukaryota; Metazoa; Chordata; Actinopteri; Cypriniformes; Cyprinidae. The coding region runs from base 75 to 1637 and encodes 520 amino acids.